CAAGGGUUUUUGAAUUAUUCUUUAAAAGGUCGAUUUAGACUAAAACGGCGUUAUGACACCAAAAGCAUUAGGAAGAGAGGCGAAGAUACCCUUUCCGUCAUGCUUUUGAAGAGAGCAUUAGACGCCUUGAGCAAUUUUAUACACGAUAGAUACGGUUCGAAUAUACAAUAG
Messenger RNA from Bipolaris zeicola 26-R-13, 171 nucleotides. RefSeq lists its product as uncharacterized. The annotation marks the transcript as partial. Lineage: Eukaryota; Fungi; Ascomycota; Dothideomycetes; Pleosporales; Pleosporaceae. The transcript has a single exon. The record is from RefSeq and is a predicted model, not a curated record.